Orussus abietinus is the source of this 1098-nucleotide messenger RNA. Its product is annotated as E3 ubiquitin-protein ligase MARCH3. The transcript has 4 exons. Bases 31 to 798 code for a protein of 255 amino acids. NCBI's taxonomy places the organism in Eukaryota, Metazoa, Arthropoda, Insecta, Hymenoptera, Orussidae. The record is from RefSeq and is a predicted model, not a curated record. Gene Ontology annotation, biological process: protein ubiquitination. Gene Ontology annotation, molecular function: ubiquitin-protein transferase activity; zinc ion binding.
GAAAUUCCCACGAGUAGCAAUAAUAGUACGAUGGAAACCGCGAAAACGUCAACAGCGACGCAGAGUGUUUUACCGGAAGACGUGGAAACGCCGUCGCCAUGUUUCCGGCGAAACAUGACGCCGGAAAAGCGGAGUACUUCGUCCAUAAAUUGUCGUAUCUGCCACGAAGAUGGGAAUUUGGAGGAUCUAAUAGAUCCCUGCGAGUGUUCCGGUACUUUGGCCUUGAUACACGCAAGUUGUUUGGAAAAGUGGCUGUCAACAUCUAACACGGAUCACUGUGAGAUAUGUAAAUACCCGUACUCGAUCAAGAGAAAAAACAAACCGGUGUUAAAGUCCUUUUAUCUAUGGUGGAAUACCAGAUCAGUACAUGGACCUCAAGGAGUAGCGGGAGAUUUACUUUGCUUGAUGGUGUUGACGCCACUGUGCAUCAUGGCGACAUAUUUGUGCGGCAUUGGCGCCUCUGCAUACAGCAAGUUAGGCUUCUGGGAAGGCACUGGAUUAGCUAUACUCUGCUGCAUGUUGGUUGCAACUUAUUGCAUCUGGUUUACCGUCACACUGAGAUUUCAUUUCUCAUCAUGGAGGCAGUGGUGCAGGCGAAAUCAAGAUGUGACGUUACUUGUAAAGCACAAACCUGUCGAGCGGCCAUAUUUGAAAUCGCCCCAAGACGACAACAACAACAAUAAUAAUAUCGGAAGCGGAUACGAGAGUUCAGUGAAUCAUUUUCCUUGGUGUGGAAUGAUGUUCGACCAAAAUCGCGAUCAUCUUUACAAUUUGCAACAUCAGACGAGUUUUGUUUAAAUUUAAUUUCUUCCGGCGGCGUUGUUCAACAUUCAGAGUCGGGAAGACAAUUGUGGUAAUUAACAAGACUGCCUUUUUUCUAUUAUCCUAGUCGAUAUACGCGGAAAAUAUGUUUAGUAUAGAUAGUACCGUAUAUAUGUAUAAGUCUUUACACUAAUCAUGUUCAUAUCAAGUCAUUUGGAAUAUUUUCACCAAUGGCCUCACAUCGUUUCGCUUCACAGUAAUCGCAACAAUGUACUGCACUAAAGCCGUGGAAUUUUGUACUUAAUGAUAACUUAUUUACGUAAAUAUAUAUUUUUU